Leishmania braziliensis MHOM/BR/75/M2904 is the source of this 432-nucleotide messenger RNA. Its product is annotated as putative RNA binding protein rbp16. Bases 1 to 432 code for a protein of 143 amino acids. The transcript has a single exon. Gene Ontology annotation, molecular function: nucleic acid binding. The record is from RefSeq and is a predicted model, not a curated record. Lineage: Eukaryota; Euglenozoa; Kinetoplastea; Trypanosomatida; Trypanosomatidae.
AUGUUCCGUGUUUCCUCUGUGCACCGCAUUGCACCGUCACUGGCGCUGCUGAACACCGGCAAGGUCGUCUCGUGGAUGAGUGGCCGCGGCUUUGGGUUCAUCGAGGACAAUGCGGACAAGAAGCAGCACUUUGUUCACUUCUCUGCUCUCCAGACGGAGACGGGCGGCUACCGCGCGCUCGCGGUCGAUCAGGAAGUUGAGUUCGAGGUGGCCUCGCAGGAUGGCCGCACUCGCGCUGAGAACGUUACCGCCCCUGGCGGCGCCAAGCUCCCCUCUGGUCCCCGCCCACCGGAUGGUGCCCCCAGUGGUCGUGGUGGCUUCAGCGGUGGCCGCGGUCGUGGCCGUGGUGGUCGCAACUACAACAGUCGCCAGGACCGCGGCGGCGAUCGCGAUGGCGGGCGUCAAAACAACAACUUCAGCGAUGAAUUCUAG